Messenger RNA from Aspergillus calidoustus, 735 nucleotides. The record is from the annotation of a GenBank genome assembly. NCBI's taxonomy places the organism in Eukaryota, Fungi, Ascomycota, Eurotiomycetes, Eurotiales, Aspergillaceae.
AUGAAGCGUCAAAAUCGAGACGAAGCAGAGUACCAAACCACACCGUUGUACCCCAUGGACGAAACCCAACCGCUAGCGCCACCCCCUGUGCCUCCAUCGAACCGCAACAAUUCCAGUAAUGACACCCCACAACGCGAACUGGGCAACGGCCUCAAAUUCAUCAUGUCGAAAGCCAUCGACACCUCCGCAGAUACAAGGCGACGAUACAAACCGAUCUAUUGGGCGGUCAUCCUCUCGUGGAUAUCCUCAGCGGUUAUCCUGGGCCUCUGCGCGUUUCUCGUCGCGCGCGUGGGGCCCGGGUGGUUGCGUAGUGUGGCGAUUGUUAACAUGAUACUUGCCGCAUCCGGCACCCUCCUAACCCUAGGCCUGGACCUGCGCUUCCCCAUCUCGCGAUCCCAACCAGACCCGCGGCCAUCGAUCGCCUCGUACGUGUACAUUCUCGCCAAGGGUCUUUUCUGGACGCUCGCUGCUGUGGCCAUCAUCGCGACAGCGACGACGGACGAACGGUCCGGGUCGAGUUUCACGAAACGACGGGGUGGCCGUGGUGAUGUGGGCCCUGCGACGCCGGGCAGUAUAGCGAUGGGGGUUGGGUUUAUGGAUUGUUUGGUUGUUGCGAGCACGCUUGUCUACUGGAAGUUCCCGGUCGUUGCGCUGGUGAAGCGGUACUCGGAACAUGAGACAAGGAGGAUGUAUUCGUUGAUGCUUGCGCCUGGUACUAGGGGUGGGGGGGAAUGA